This is a messenger RNA of Daldinia caldariorum, 1107 nucleotides long. RefSeq lists its product as uncharacterized. The coding region runs from base 1 to 1107 and encodes 368 amino acids. Lineage: Eukaryota; Fungi; Ascomycota; Sordariomycetes; Xylariales; Hypoxylaceae. The transcript has 2 exons. The record is from RefSeq and is a predicted model, not a curated record.
AUGGAUCUUCAAAUCAAUCAACCACAACCACGACCAUCAGAAUCCAGUUCAAUGAAGCGAUCGAAAAGCACCUCGCCCAAUAUAGACAACCCCCCGAAAAAGUCUAAAUCCCUUCUCGAGAAAGAUGGGCCCACGUUCCAAGAUAUUGCCAGCGCAGUUCCCACAUCACCACAUACUACCCAAGAAACCAACGCUACAUUGAGUGAGUGGUGUGGUACCCUUCAGCAAGCAGACGCGCCAGAGGUAGUAGAGUCCUAUUCCUACUCCGAUAUGCCAGGCAGGGGCACAACAUUAGAAGGCCAAAGUAUGAACCGACCCGAAAAUAUUCCUCCUAACUUCGUACAGGAUUGGAAAGUACUCUACUUAAAAAAUCUUAAAUCUUCUCCAUCUCCGCCGCACUUCAAGUCCGCGUACAGAUAUCCUCUAGACCUAUCGCGUCAUGACAACUGGGCCCCAAAUAGCGAUCGAAACAAUCACGAAACGGCUGCACAAGACAACAGGAAACUAUUAUACGCGAUACUUGGUGCUACGUUUGACAGGCAUUACUUGACUCCUUUAGGCGCACAUACAUUGCUCAACCCAAAGCAAGACAUCAUUUUCGGAUACGAUCACUCUGCUAUUUACGACGGCGGGUAUCAUCAUGCGGGGGACAACUGGAUGUUUAAGUGUAUCGCUAAUUCUUAUGGUCUUUCUUUUCCAUACUUGAUUGUGCAAUUGGAAGGCGAUUCUGGCAGUCUCUACACAGCCGAGAACGAAGCUUUCGUCGGUGGUCGCGUGAUCUUAGAUAUAACCUGGCCAAUCCUCGGGGAUCAGGAUAUCGUUUUCCUGCACGUUGCGAACCCGAACCUAACCAAAAUAUAUGCUAUGUGGCGGGACGUGGAAAAUACCUCCUCUACGGGAGAAGCCGUCGAGUCUCCGGUCUAUUAUGUAAAAGCCAUCGCCCACUUCUGUCCAUGGGUGUUGGAAGAGGCUAAAGGGCUUCGAAACUUUAUUUUCCGACUCCAAUGUUGGGCCCGGGAGGACAGAUAUCCUCGAAUUUUGGAGGGCAUCAAGAAAUGGAAAGAAAAAGGCCGUCCUCUUCAUGCAUUUUCUCUAAAGGGGCGUUAA